GCGAGCGGCGAGGAGAGGGGGUAGGUCGUUCGGUUGGUGAGGCGAGGCGAGACGAGACUUGGCUUUGGUGAGGGAAGAAGCGAGGAGGAAGAAGAAGCCCAGCGACCGAGCCGCUCCCUCUUUCUUUGCCGCCGCGUUUACGGAACGCUGUGGGGCUCCUUCCCCUGCUGUGAGUGGACAUACGAGGCUGAGGAAAAAGGGGGUGAUGCGUUUCCAUCUGCCGGCCAUCUCCACCAAAGCCGCUGCUUCCACCGCCGCAGCCGCUGCCUCCACCGGGGCUUAAGAGAGACGCGCUCGAGCGGAAUCUUCCGCCCUCGCCUUCUUAAGUAGCGGGUUCUAUCCCGACAUGAGCCGCGAAGGCAACUUCGCUCGUUCCUGAACAGCCGGCGACGCUCUUCCACCUGACCAGCCGACCCCACCGCUCGCCACACCGCCCACCAACCCACCCCCGGCGAAUCCGCCCGGCUGUCGGAAAUGGGGGUGAACUCGGUGCACUGGUUCCGCAAGGGGCUUCGACUCCACGACAACCCAGCGCUGAGGGAAGUCAUCGAGGGGGCCGAUACGGUGCGCUGCGUCUACAUCCUGGACCCCUGGUUCGCGGGAUCCUCCAACGUGGGAAUCAACCGGUGGAGAUUUCUCCUUCAGUGUCUUGAGGACUUGGAUGCCAACUUACGAAAACUAAACUCUCGGUUAUUUGUGAUUAGAGGACAACCUGCAGACGUAUUUCCUAGGCUUUUCAAGGAAUGGAAUAUUUCAAAACUUUCUAUUGAAUAUGACUCUGAACCAUUUGGAAAGGAGAGAGAUGCAGCAAUUAAAAAAUUGGCCACUGAAGCAGGAUUGGAAGUCAUUGUACGGAUAUCGCAUACCUUAUAUGACUUAGACAAAAUUAUAGAAUUAAAUGGAGGCCAGCCACCUCUUACUUAUAAGAGAUUCCAAACUCUAAUAAGUAGAAUGGAACCAUUGGAGAUGCCUGUAGAAACUAUCACUGAAGAAGUCAUGUCAAAAUGUACCACCCCAGUUUCUGAUGAUCAUGAUGAAAAAUAUGGAGUUCCAUCACUUGAAGAACUAGGUUUUGAUACAGAUGGAUUGCCUUCCGCCGUUUGGCCAGGAGGAGAAACAGAAGCACUCACGAGACUGGAAAGACAUUUGGAAAGAAAGGCUUGGGUUGCAAACUUUGAACGACCUCGAAUGAAUGCGAAUUCCCUUCUUGCAAGUCCAACAGGACUUAGUCCUUAUCUACGUUUUGGCUGUUUAUCUUGCCGUCUAUUUUACUUCAAAUUAACAGAUUUGUACAAAAAGGUGAAGAAGAACAGCUCUCCUCCUCUUUCCCUGUAUGGACAAUUGUUGUGGCGUGAAUUCUUCUACACAGCAGCAACUAAUAAUCCACGAUUUGAUAAAAUGGAAGGCAAUCCCAUAUGCGUGCAGAUUCCUUGGGACAAAAAUCCGGAGGCUUUGGCCAAGUGGGCAGAGGGUCACACAGGAUUCCCUUGGAUUGAUGCUAUUAUGACCCAGCUGCGUCAGGAAGGCUGGAUUCAUCAUCUUGCCAGACAUGCUGUGGCAUGCUUCUUAACUCGAGGUGAUCUGUGGAUUAGCUGGGAGGAAGGAAUGAAGGUAUUUGAAGAAUUGCUUCUUGAUGCAGACUGGAGUGUGAAUGCAGGCAGUUGGAUGUGGCUCUCUUGUAGUUCAUUUUUCCAGCAAUUUUUCCACUGUUACUGUCCUGUGGGUUUUGGCAGGAGAACUGAUCCUAACGGGGACUACAUCAGACGGUAUCUACCUAUACUCAGAGGUUUUCCUGCAAAGUAUAUAUAUGAUCCUUGGAAUGCCCCUGAGGGAGUGCAGAAAGCUGCAAAAUGUAUAAUAGGAAUAAAUUACCCCAAGCCAAUGGUAAAUCAUGCUGAGGCGAGUCGAUUGAAUAUUGAAAGGAUGAAACAAAUCUACCAACAAUUAUCCCGAUACAGAGGAUUGGGCCUCCUUGCUUCAGUGCCUUCUAAUGGAAACGGAAACGGAAAUGGAAACGGAAAUGGUGGCCUAAUGAGAUAUUCUUCAAGUGAAAAUCUUCCUGGUUGUAUUGGUACAAGUGGUACUCAAAUGGGAAUCAGUGAAGGACAUACAGGGAAUGUUCAAUCAUGCACCCUUGGAGAGACUCAUAAAGGAACAAGUGGAAUUCACCAGCAAGGUUACCCUCAAGGGAACAGCGGAAUUUUACAUUAUGUUCACGGGGACAGUAAAAAAAAACACUUAGUGCAACAAGGAAGAAUAUCACUUAGUGUUGGAGUGUGCUCUGGGAAGCGGCCAAAUCCAGAAGAAGGAAUUCAAAGUAUUGGUCCAAAAGUCCAGAGACAGAGCAGUAAUUAAUGGGAUAAAACUGAGUUGUGAAGAAAAUGAUUGAUAAACUACAUUCUAAUCUCACAAAGAGGAAACUAAGCGUGCCUGCUGCAUUUUUUGGGAGCAUAACUUUCUUGGAAGAAGUGGACCAAACACCAUUGCAUCUAAAAUCCUAUUUGGCAGUGGCCAAGAACUCCCUGUCAUUAAUUUCAUACUUCGAGCAGUCAUAAUCUUAUCUCGAGUGUGACUUGUACUGUCAUUUAAUUACAUCUAGUUUCUAUUUUUCCAUUAAAUUGUGAAUUAAUGUGGUUUUGUUUCUUUGAAUUUGCUGAGAGAGAAAAAUAUUUACUUGAAACCCACUAGUCAUUUGCGUAUCAUCUUGAGUAAUGGGCAGUAUUUAUUUUUUCUUGAAAUUAUUUGUUAAUUUUUAUGCAUCCCAAUUUAUUUUUAUAGUGGGAAGUUUUAAAAAAAUUAUUUCAUCUGUUGUCAUUUUCUAUAGAUGACACUUUUCCCUAAGCUUUUAUAGCCUGAGCAGUUUAAUAUUUUUCCAUUUUAUAUUCAUGUUUUUUUCCUUUUUCUUAAGAUAGACUAUGUAGAUGCAUUCAGGGUAAUGUAUACGUAGCACAUGGAUUUAUCUAUGUCACUUGGAAUAUUUUUCUCUUAGGACUUUUAAAUUCUUAAAUUGCUUCUCAUAUGCAUGAGCAGCAGACUUACCAAUUGGUUAAUAAUAAUUAGCCAUGCAUAUUUCCAAACAUAUUUUGCUCAGAAAAAACUUAGGCUACCCUUUACUUCUUGAAGCUUGGGAGGGCAUGUGAUUCCUAAAGCAUUUUGAACUAAAGCAUCUUAGAAAAGAUGAAGAGCUUCAUCUUUCUCUUUUGAAUAAAUGUCAAGAAAAAAGGAAAUAUUUAUUGUUGAGUUUUUUUACCACCUGGCACACUAUUUUCUAGGUCCUCGGCAUGGUGCAGGUGCAAGUUAUACCUUGACGCCCACUAAGCAUACUACCUAAUUUUUAAAAAAAAAUUAAGGGUGGCGGGGGUGGGGAGUGGCGGAAGAGAAGCUAGCAUGUUGCAGAACAUCACCUUCAAGCAUAAUUUCUUGUCUGUGCUUGAUAUACAAAGGCAUUUUUCACCAAUAAAACAACAGAUUGCUACACUGCAUUGCUUUUGUUACUUCUUGAUAUAUGGAUAUUUUCUGAUUAUCAUACCUACAAUUGUAACUAAUUGGUCAGAAUGCCUGUGAAUGAGGCAUUCCCUCUACUCUACAAAUGUCACUGCCUUUGCAGUAAAAGGCUGGACUAAGAAGAGAGGACCUGAAAAUAGAUUCUGUCAAUUCUGGACCUUUCCUCCAUCCCUUGCUGACCCAUUUCCAGCUGCACCUGUGCCAUCAGCUGCAGACUGCAUGCUACAGUUCUUGGAAGCCUGCCUCCCUACCCUUGUUCCAGUUCUGCAAUCACCCCAUACAGCAAUUCCCCUAUAGCUUCCACCUUCCCCUGAGGAACUGCCGCUGAGUCUCCUGCCUCGCUCAGAUAUAGAGAGCGCUGUACCUUGCUGUCCUGCUUCCUCCUCCCCAGGUGGACCUGCUUGGGCCUGGCAAGCAAAUGAAGUUCCACCAUCCUGCCGACCUCACUGCAUACAUCCAGGGCUAUACCCUUGCCUUGUGUCUGGGUCUUAGCCACCAAGAAGGAGAUGGCAAAGGUCAGCUCUGAGCGGGGGUGGGGGGGUGGGAUAGGAGGGAUAUGUGAUAGAAUGCAGGGUACCCAAAAGAGCAUAGAUGGGAGGGAGGGAGGUGGGUGGGACAGUUAAAGUGCCCUUGCAGUUGCGUGCAAGAGAAUCUAAAUUUUGAUAUUGUGACUUGGGGAGGGGGACACUGCAAAAGCCAUACUUUCAGGUACAGGUCUUACCUCUGUUCAGUGCUGUCAUAACUUUGAACGGUCACUGAAUGAAUUGUAAAUUGAGCAUUACCUGUGAUGUACCAUGAACCAAAUAUAAGUUAAUAUAUCGUCAGAUUUCACUGAUUAUUGCUUCUACAAAUUCAGGUUCUUUCUCAUUUACUCCCCCAUUAUCCAGUCAAAAGCACCCACUUAUCCAUUGCUAUUUUGGGUUGUUUUUUUUAUUACUGUAGAUGUGUUUAAUCUUUGGUUUCUGUAUUUGAAAUAUAGUAUUUGCAUUUUUAAACCAAAAAGGUUGAUCUUUUGGUUAGUGCAAACUUACAGAUCUUAAAGUUUAGUUAUGGAAAAUAUUUUGAUUCAGCAUUGCAUGAAGCCACUAAAUUUUAAGUUGAAAGUUCAAGUAGUAUAGUUUGUUAUAAGAAUUCCUUUUUUUAAAACAGUUUUUUCCUAUUUAUAACUGAUAAGUUUAUUUCCAAUUUUUUCCUGUGCUCAGCUUUCAUAGCAAAUAUUCAGCUGCAAUUUUAUUCACAUUUACCUAUAUGUAAAUGCAGUUAAACUCAUUGUGGGUUUAUAUAUAGAUGUACAUAGAACCAUGAUAUUUUUUAACUCCUUUUCAUUCUUGUCUUUGUUUCUAUUUAACAUUCUGUUGACAUGUUAACUGCUUACUGAAAUCCCUGUAUCUAUUUUCUAUGCCUGUUUUCUCCUUUUUGUCUUCCACUUCCCCCUUGCUCCUAGCCAUCUUUGGAUCUCUCAUUGUUAAAGACAGUAUGUUUUAGAGUCUUGUAGCACCUUACAAGCCACUUUUACCAUCUGCCAGUCAGGUAUUCCAAAGAGAGUUUCUAUUUUUAGUUAAAAGUAUAUAAGUACAUUUUGCUAACUACUAGAUAACUUUCAGAUUCAAAAGCAUAGCAACUAGUUCAGUGCUAAUUAGCAAAAUAUAUUAAAAGGUUUCUUAAAUUAUUUUUUAAUGGAUUGAUUGAUUUUUGUCUUACAACAUUGCUAAAAGGGAAGGAUCCACACUCUUAAGUUUCAGUUUUUUGUGAGAGUGCUUGUAUUAAAAUAUGCAUUUUCAUACAUUUAUUUUCACGCAAUUUGAAUGGUUCUAAACUAGUAUGAAUUUUUGGAUUAUAAGGUUUCUAACUGACAUUUCUAUGGUUUUUAAAAUUUUAAAUGAUGUUCACCAAGGGAAAAAAAAUAGAGGUUUGUAAAUAAAACAGUUGAUAAUUAGUUUAGUUGCAGUGUAAAUACAAGCAUCCAUGAUUAGUGAUACUCAUCUAUUUUUGAUAUUUCAUGUAUGGCUUUCAUAGAUUCCAUGGCUGGAUAGAAAAUAGAAAAUGUUUGAACUACAAUGUUGAUCCUCUUUAUAUUUUUUAAAAACUUGGAACAGAAUUUUUGACUACUUCAUGCUCCAGGCUCUCACUUUUCAAAUGUCUUAUUUCCCAGUGUAUAAAAUAUACUAAAGAUUUUACUUUUUGAAAACUAUCUGUAUAUAAAACCCUUUAUGCUGAUAUUUUUGUUAAAGUACAAAAUUGUCAUGAAAUAUAUUCCAUCGUUGUGUUUCCCACUGCCUUUGUGAAAUCAGUGAGGAUGCUCUGAUUAAUAAAAAUGCGUAUAU
This is a messenger RNA of Notechis scutatus (mainland tiger snake), 5828 nucleotides long. It is a transcript of the gene CRY1, whose product is annotated as cryptochrome circadian regulator 1. NCBI's taxonomy places the organism in Eukaryota, Metazoa, Chordata, Lepidosauria, Squamata, Elapidae. Gene Ontology annotation, molecular function: DNA binding; FAD binding. Gene Ontology annotation, cellular component: cytoplasm; nucleus. The record is from RefSeq and is a predicted model, not a curated record. Gene Ontology annotation, biological process: negative regulation of DNA-templated transcription; entrainment of circadian clock by photoperiod; circadian regulation of gene expression.